AUGGCUUUUUUUUUGCGCCUCAAUCGACUGUCGGGAAACUCUCUUUUACAGUUCAUAUUUAAUGAUUGCCCUGUCCUUCGUAGUUCACUAUCUAACAGUUUGGCCAAACGUGCUCGCCUUAUCACUACCGUAAAAUCCAGCACUGCAGGAAUUCACGCUUCUACCAAUUUCGUCCCAGAAGCUUCCGAGCAAACGGCUCCUUUUUGUCUGAAUAAUCUCAAACCAGAUUCCAAGUCACUUUCUGUCGGUGAUUCUUUGCCCGCCCCUGGCCUGGCUUCAACUAGAAUACGCUUUCAUGUGCCCCGAAAGCCUCUACGUCUGAGGGGCAGUGAAGGCGUUGGCGGCGGCCCUGAAGGCAGACUUUCACAGCUACGACGAUGUGUUUCUGCUUUGGUUCGUGAAGAACGUCUAGAGUUGCCUUGGAAAGUGGCCUGUGAGACUCGCCAGUAUGCGGAACGUCUGAUGCAGCUAGUGGUAAUAGCCUCACAUGAAUCAGGAGGUCAUUGUCUUCUGCCUAGACAUUUACAGCUGCCGACUACCAAUGAACUUGAGAAUACUGAUGCAGACCACAUCGUUGAUACUGCUAUCCUCGAGUUGAUGGAAUUCUGGUUGAUGGAGCCCUCAUUAAUGCAGAAAAUGAUCUAUGUUCUACUACCGCGCUACUUCCACUACAACCGUGCAUAUACCAGUCUCUUUCGGCUAAUCCGACCACACCAUUCUGAUGAUAGAGUGUUUUGUCAAGAACAUGGCGUGCUCGAACUUCAUGGAAACCCCUGGCCGCCUAUCGGUCGGCCCCAUCUGUUAGCCAAAGGCGCCAAAGUUACAGAGCCAUACAAAUCAUCUUAUCUUAUCAAUUUAUUGGUAUCAGGUGCUAAGCUUGCCUUUAAGCCUACUCAUUCAGUUGAUAGCCAAGAUUCUCAGGAUCUGCAUACUAGUAACCGGAAGCUGGUAACAGGAAAUUGA
Messenger RNA from Protopolystoma xenopodis, 963 nucleotides. Lineage: Eukaryota; Metazoa; Platyhelminthes; Monogenea; Polystomatidea; Polystomatidae. The record is from the annotation of a GenBank genome assembly.